GAUGGAGUGCAGAAGCGGUGGAGACACACCAGACCAAGUUUGGAGGGAAAAAAAAAGAGGAGAGAAAAAUGACAGAGGCUGGAAGCUUGGCAGAAGAAAGGAGAGUGUAAAUUGGAGAUUGUAGAGAGGGGAAGACGGGGGUGGGAGAAGUGACCCCUCCCUCUGUUACAGAGGUAUAGAAGGUGCACGAGAAGCCCGCUGCUUCCAGAAGUGCUGCACUAGUCCAGAGAGCCUGAAGCUCAGAGAAGUAGUCCAGCCACUCUCUCAGAGCUCCCUCCACCUGACCACUGCAGAGAUUUACCCGCGUGAGAGAAGCUUGUUGGAGACCCCACGCUGCAGAAGAUGAGGUGCGGGACUCGGCAGAAGACGCUGGCCGCGCUGGUUCUGCUGCUGGUUUUCAUCGCAGGAAUGGGUCUUUGUGGUCCCUCCGCCUCCCAGAGGAGCAGAGUGAGGCGCCAGAACAUGAAGGUCCGGAUCAACGCCACGGGAGACACCAUCGUGAUGAAGUUUCUGCGGCCCAACUCCGACACCAAGCUUGAGGGCUACAUCCUGGGCUACGGCAGCAGCAUGUUCUCCAAGCAGUUCAUCCAGCUGCCUGAGAACGGGAAGCCCUAUGAGACCGAGUUCGAUGCCGAACCUAAGUACCUGAUAGCCGUGCAGCCCAUUCCCACCAAUGACGUGAAGAAGCACUGCAAAGGCAAAGUGCAGCUGGACAAGCCGCUCCACCUGGUCAUCGGGUCGGUCACCCCCACCUCAGUCCUGCUCUCCUGGGGGACGCUGCUGAAGACGCCGUAUGAGAGCAACAUCAUGAACGACUGCCUCGAGGACGGACACUACACUGUGCGCUACCGUGAGAGGAACAGGAAGUGGAACUACCAAACCUGCCCAACCAGCGAAACCGUCAUCGACCACCUGAAGCCAAACACCGUCUACGAGUUCGGUGUCCAGCCCAACUCAAAAGACGGAACCGGAGUGUGGAGCAAGCCCGUCGUGCACGUCAACAGGAACAGGGAGAAGGUCAUCAGGCCAACCGUGAAGAGCCGUGCCGGCUCCGGGAAACACAUGCCAGGACCACACUUCGAUCCUCGCACUGUUUCCCCGAGCAGGACUCAGGGCAGAGUUGCCCAGAACAUAACCACAAAGACAACUCUUGGCAAAGGAGAACUCUUCAGAUCUGUCGCACCCACUCACGAAAAGGUCCCUAUAGGCCCCAAGCACAGCCUGUCUCGGCCCUUACCAGCACCCGAGGCCCCUCUGCCAGUGCACCCGAAACAAGCGCAGACACCCACAGACUCCUUGGUCAGUCCACCACAACCGAGAGAGCCGUACACAAAUCUAGAGCAACCGAACCACCAACAACCCUCAAUAUAUAAACCAAUCACGGGACCAAAACUGUUACUCCGCGAAACAGAGGCCAGCUCAAAGGUGUUGACUCACACUGGCAAAGAAAGUCAUGCAAACCCACAGACCAUGACCACAGAUCCAUCACCAGAGCAAUCCCCAUCACAUCCAGUUGCCCAGAUUCCAGAGCGACCACAAUCCCAACCAACUUCCAAGCCAGUCACACCAGGGCCAAAACAACACCACCUGACACCCACGGACAAGAUCGCGAGUGAAAGACAAAAACAAACCACCACCAAGCCCUUUUCGCAGAGACCAGGUCAGCCACCCAAAUACCCAUCGCCAUCUAGGAAGGAAUCUAAACUGCCACACAAAUCCAGUGAGGCCCCCAAACACAGCCUCCAACGCCAUAAAACUUCUCAGCCCAGGACAAAAUCCCAAGCAAAGAACCAGACCACACCAUUUGUAGCUCCGAAACGACAACAUGUUUCUUUGAAAAAAGCUCAGACAAACCCACCACUGAAAAACAAGACCCAAUUCACUGAAACCAAAAGUGGGAGAGUUCUUGAAACUCUGCAGCCUAAUUUGCAGCAGGGGCCACAAACUAAAGCAGGAGAACCAAAGACUCACAGCACAUUGAGAACACAAUCUCAGACGAAGCCGCCAAGUGAAGUACAGCAUCAACAACAUUAUCAGCCUGAUGACCAAGCAAGGACGAGUCCACAGCUCCUUGACCUUGAUCAAUCAGAACCUAAACCUAGUCUCGAGUUUUCCAUUCCCAGGCCAAAAGUGCAGUCAAAGACACAUCAACCCACACUCAAGUUAAAUGCAGAACCCAGGACACGUCAACCGACACCCAGGUCAGACACAGAACCCAGGACACGUCAACAGACACCCAGGUCAGACACAGAACCUAGGACACGUCAACCGACACCCAGGUUAGACAGAGAACCCAGGACACGUCAACCGACACCCAGGUCAGACACAGAACCCAGGAGACAUCAACCGACACCCAGGUCAGACACAGAACCCAGGGGACAUCAACCGACACCCAGGUCAGACACAGAACCCAGGAGGCGUCAACAGAUGCCCAGUUCAGACACAGAACCCAGGACACGUCAACAGACACCCAGGUUAGACACAGAACCCAGGACACGUCAACCGACACCCAGGUUAGACACAGAACCUAGGACACAUGAACAGACACCCAGGUUAGACACAGAACCCAGGACACGUCAACCGACACCCAGGUUAGACAGAGAACCCAGGACACGUCAACAGACACCCAGGUUAGACACAGAACCUAGGACACGUCAACAGACACCCAGUUCAGACACAGAACCCAUGAGACAUCAACAGACACUGCGGUCAGACACAGAACCCAGGACAUGUCAACAGACACCCAGGUCAGACACAGAACCCAUGAGACAUCAACAGACACCCAGGUUAGGCACAGAAACCAGGACACAUCAACCCACACCCAAGUUAGGCACAGAACCCAGAACGCAUCAACAGACACCCGGGUUGUACACAGAACCCAGGACACAUGAACAGACACCCAAGUUAGGCACAGAACCCAGGAGACAUCAACCAACACCCAGGUUAGACAUAGAACCCAGGACACAUCAACAGACACUCAGGUUGAACGCAGAACCAAAGACCGAUCAACCGACACCCAGGUUAGACACAGAACCCAGGAGACAUCAACCGACAACCAGGUUAGGCACAGAACCCAGGACACAUGAACAGACACCCAGGUUAGACACAGAAUCCAGGAGACAUCAACAGACAUCCAGGUUAGACACAGAACCAAAGACAAAUCAACAGACACCCAGGCUGUACACAGAACCCAGGACACAUGAACAGACACCCAGGUUAGGCACAGAACCCAGGAGACAUCAACCCACACUCGGGUUAGACACAGAACCCAGGACACGUCAACAGACACCCAGGUUGUACACAGAACCAAAGAUAACUCAGCAGACACCCAGUUUGAACGUAGAACCAAAGAAUGGAGAGCUAAAUAAAGAACCAAAGACAAAGGUCCAGCAACUAUCACAUGUUCCACCCACAACUCAACCAUCAAUAGUCCAAAUGCUUAACACAGAAGUUCCCCCCAUGUCCCUCCCGGCAUCUAACUACCAACCUCAACCUGGGAUUCAAAUUCAACUUCCGACCAAGAGUGACCCAACCAAGACCCUUCCAUCAGUCCCAGCCGCUCCUAGUCCAGCGGAAGGGGGCAAGCCUCUACCUCAACCUGCCCUGGCUACAGAAACCCCUGCUAGUUACCAUCAUGGUACCGGACCGUCCGUUGUCGAGGACGCUCGCUCUUCCACUAGCUCUGCGGCUAAUCCGGCCGGACGAAAUGCAACGCUGUUUCGCGACAGAGUUCCUCCUGACUCCACCCGUAACGGUGGCAGAUCUAUCCCUCCGUCAAAGACACUCACCCCCUCUCCUAGCUCCAACACACCCAAGGCCGGCGGGGCGCAGCAUAGGGGCAUUGCUCGUCCUAAGCCCGUGGUAUGGUCCAAAGAUCAACUUGUUCUGCACCCCUCUGUGCCUGUGAAGCCCGUGAAGAGACCCAACCUGGUGGGGAUUCCCAAUGAACACGAUAAACCCAUGGAUCUGAAGCAAGGAGACAAGAUGUCCUUCUCGAAGCCAUUAGUGUCAAGGCAGCAGACAACAACCCCUGCCCUGAAAAGCCUGAAAAUGGACUUGAAAAAAGCAGACAAGGCGGCCAUCUUGAAGCCACUACCUCCUCUCCCAAAGCGGCAGACGACUAACGCCACCCCGGCAGUGAACAGUUUCAGCGACAUCACUUUCAACGCCACCCGCUUUGACAAAAAUGAGAAUUCAUCAAUUUUCAGUUCCCAGCCGACGUCAGAUGUCGACGCCAUGGGCAGGAAGCGGUACACUGCUGACCAUGUGGUCUACAAGACUGAUAAAAAGCCAAACGAGCCGUGCUCCAUCACGUCCUCCCUGGCCUACUUCCCAGACGAAGAAGGCGUCGACAGGAAUGUGACCAAUCCCCCCAGCGUGGCGCCCUCCAACCUCACCGUGGUCACGGUGGAAGGCUGCCCUUCAUUCGUCAUUCUGGACUGGGAGAAAUCCGAUAAUGAGACCAAAGAAUAUGAAGUUGUAUCGACCACUAAGGGACCAAAUGGCCAGGAAGUCUCUAUAUUGACGACGAACCAGACGCACACAGCGGUUGAGAAUCUCAAACCCGAGAGCAGCUAUGAGUUCAAAGUGACCCCGAAAAACGAGCUGGGAACGGGACCCUCCAGCGAUCUGGUGUCAUUCAGCACCGAGUCAGCGGACCCUCGGGUGAGCGAGAACGUUUCAGGAAAAGACGCCAUCUGGACUCAGUUCCCCUUUAAAGCCGACUCCUACUCGGAAUGCAACGGCAAGAUGUACGUGAAGAGGACUUGGUACCGGAAGUUUGUGGGCAUCCAACUCUGCAACUCCCUGAGAUACAAGAUCUACCUGAGCGACUCGCUGAAUGGAAAGUUCUACAACAUCGGGGACCAGACUGGGUACGGUGAGGACCACUGUCAGUUUGUGGACUCCUUCCUGGACGGACGAACAGGCACACAAAUGUUCGCCGACCAGUUACCAUCCCGACCAGGUUUCUACAGAGCGCUAAGACAAGAACCGGUGCACUUCGGCGAAAUCGGCGCAAAGACGCAUGUAACAUACGUCGGCUGGUACGAGUGCGGCACGCCCAUCCCCGGGAAAUGGUAAGACCCUCACCACAGCAGGCGAGUGAGAAAACUACAAGGCAACAUCAGCGUCUCGCGACCAUGGACACUGCAGACGGUGCCGACCCCUCUGCCCGGGACCAACCUGUAUAGGACUGUCACACAUUUGUACUAUUUUGGAGUGAACCAAAAAGAAAAACAAAACAAAAAUAGUUGCAGUAAUCGCUGAAAUGUUUGGGAAGCUGGCUCCCAAAAUGUAAUAAACAUGUAUGAUAUUAUUUAUCAAGGGACUGUUAGUGAGUAUACAGUGUGUGCUUUCGAGGUCAAAACAGUAACAUGCAUAUUAUUGUUGCACAGAGUGGCGGUUAACAUGUACAUUUUAAAUAUGUGAAAUAAAGACUAGCAGUUGCGGUUUGCACAGUAUUCACACCGAUGUUCAUAUAUGUAUAUGGUGGGUCAGUCUUUGAUGAAGCAGCUUCAGCCCAUAUGUUGUGGGCACCUUUUCUCUUCAGACAAAAAGUGCCUGUUGAGUCCAAUGUCAUAAAAACACAACACAUCACCCGAUAGGCAACUACUUGACUUGUAUUUUGUAUACACCUCGGUUUAUUUAUCAGCUACCACAGCUAGUCGACCAAAUUGGCAUUAUUUUGUAGAAGCAUUUGUUUGUGUGCCAAUGUUUUUUUUUUUUUCCUUUGAUCAUGACUGCAAUUGUGUUUGAUAUUCUCUGUGUA
This is a messenger RNA of Synchiropus splendidus (mandarinfish), 5770 nucleotides long. It is a transcript of the gene abi3bpa, whose product is annotated as target of Nesh-SH3. Gene Ontology annotation, biological process: positive regulation of cell-substrate adhesion; extracellular matrix organization. The record is from RefSeq and is a predicted model, not a curated record. The coding region runs from base 343 to 5082 and encodes 1579 amino acids. Lineage: Eukaryota; Metazoa; Chordata; Actinopteri; Syngnathiformes; Callionymidae. The transcript is spliced from 23 exons. Gene Ontology annotation, molecular function: protein binding.